GAUGUUGCACUCCUCAAACCGUACCUCGAUCAUGGUAUGAAUAAAGAGACGGAAGACUCCUGUGAUCGACCACUGUGGAAACUGAUCGAUUCCAGCCCGGCUAAUUCUGCGCAACCACCGAUUGUAUCGACCACACGCAAUUUCACCGUCUACUUCGGUCAGGCGUAUUCUAUCACCAAGCUCGGACUGAUCAUGGGUCAAGCGGAUGAGACACCUUCGGAUGUCAUCUACUAUCCACAGAUCGGCAUCAUUUCUUCCGAGAAGCAAAUUUCACCGGAGAGUGAGAAAACACUGAACUUGACUUGUGUGGCCAUCUCCUGCGAGGCUGGUAGUAAUAAAAAUGGAAAUUCGAUGUACGCGCGGGCACAUUUGUCCCACCCGACCACAAGUUCUUGUUCACGUUCUGGACGGAAGGUCACCUGUGAGGAUUUGGAGUUGUUGCGGUUCAGAGUCCCUCUACCCGGUGAAACGCAAAACUCAACUCCCCCGGAUCAGGGUACAGUCCUAGUCAGUCAAGGCUCGGUAUUGCCAGGUGUAUCGGAAAUUAUGACUGAAAUGAAUGUGGUUCAAUCGUCUAAAACGGAACUGAUUGUGAGCAUGCCUCGAAGCGAUUAUGGGCCCUGA
Messenger RNA from Echinostoma caproni, 624 nucleotides. The record is from the annotation of a GenBank genome assembly. Lineage: Eukaryota; Metazoa; Platyhelminthes; Trematoda; Plagiorchiida; Echinostomatidae.